Arthroderma uncinatum is the source of this 738-nucleotide messenger RNA. RefSeq names its product ubiquitin-conjugating enzyme E2 1. The transcript is spliced from 3 exons. The coding region runs from base 1 to 738 and encodes 245 amino acids. NCBI's taxonomy places the organism in Eukaryota, Fungi, Ascomycota, Eurotiomycetes, Onygenales, Arthrodermataceae. The record is from RefSeq and is a predicted model, not a curated record. Gene Ontology annotation, molecular function: protein binding.
AUGGCUUCAAAUCGUACCCGCCGGAUCACCAAAGAGAUCGCCGAUAUCCACGCCGACCGUCAUUCGCAAAUCUCGGUAGACCCGGUUUCGGAUGAUGAUCUUACACGCCUAAAGGGUACUUUCCCAGGGCCACCAGGCACCGCCUACGAGGGAGGGACAUUCAAAAUCGACAUCUCCAUCCCCACCGAGUACCCCUUCCGCCCCCCGGUCAUGAAGUUCGACACCAAGGUCUGGCACCCAAAUAUCAGCAGUCAGACAGGUGCCAUCUGUCUGGACACACUCUCAUCGGCCUGGUCGCCUGUCCUAACCAUAAAAUCCGCUCUCCUCUCCCUCCAGUCUCUCCUCAGCACGCCGGAGCCUCGAGACCCUCAGGAUGCAGAGGUUGCCCGUAUGCUUCUCACAGAUCCAAAGGAGUACGAACGGGUCGCGAGAGAGUGGUCGGUGAUGCACGCUGGAGCCCCGCGCAAACACACCGGUGAGGGGAGCGGCGGUGCCACCGAUGAGUCCAUUAGGAGAAAGGCUCUCAAAGCCAAGGAGGAGGAGCAGCGUGAGAAGCUAGCAGCGUACGAGGGAUACAACAAGAAUCUCAUUGACCGUUUCUGCAGCAUGGGCUUCGAUGUUCCUCGCGUUGUCUCUGCCUUUAAGUACGUCGGCAUCGACCCCAUGGACGGCGAUGACUACGAACUCGAGGAGGCAUACAUGGGUGACAUCACAGCCCGUCUCCUCGGCGAACCAUGA